AAAAACAAAGAUGGGAAUUCAGGAACCUGGUCGCGGACGUUAGAGAAAUUGUCACCUGUGAAUCGAUUAGUUGAGCGGCACAAAAACCUUCAUUUUUCACAAUUGACAAACGUCCCCUUCGAUUUAAUAACACCUCAUUUUAAUACACAGAAACGGAACAAAAUGCCUUCUCCUAAAGCCAAAAACAGCGCAAAUCGCAGCGCAGGUGGAAGCUCGGGUCUCAGUGGCAGCACCAACGGCAACGGACGCUACGAGUUCAUGUCGCUGAACCGAACCCCUCCACCCACUCUCAUCCAACGGCAGGGCUCCGACCCAACCGCCGCAGCCAGACUGCGGUCCUCUGAGAGCCCUACCCGGCGAAGGGGCUCCGGGUCCUCCACCUCGUCCAACACAGGCAUGCCCGAAGAGGAUUGUAUGCGGCUCAACCCUUCAUUUAUCGGGAUAGCCCUCAGCUCCCUCCUCGCCAUAGACCUGUGGCUUUCCAAGCGGCUGGGGGUGUGUGCCUGUGAAGAUUCCUCAUGGGGUAGCAUUAGACCAUUAAUGAAACUUAUAGAGAUUUCUGGCCAUGGAAUACCAUGGCUGGUUGGGACAGCCUACGGCCUGUACAAGGCUGACAGUGCAGCAGGACAGGAGGUUAUGCUAAACCUCUUCAUGGGUAAAUAUGAUAUCAUAUUAAUUGUUUUAUUCAUAGUAGCCUAAUACUAACAGGAAGCCUCCCAUACAUAGCCGGAAGGCUCCUAUUAUGUUGCCUCCAUAGAAUGCCACCUCCUGUUCUUAUUGUCAUGCAUCCUGACAUUUAUCCCUAUCCCCAGCCAUUUUUACAGCAGAUACACAUUGACUCACACACCCACCCUGCCAGGAGGACGCCAUACUCAACAUUUAAAUAAUGAAUGUUGGUGUUUUUAUUAGAUCUGUGGGUAGCCUACAGAAAUAUUCUGAAAUGGUUUCCUCUUCCUCUCUCCUCUUUCUGUAAUAAUGUUAGAACCGGUGGAAGAUGAAAGCACAUCCUUGGUACCCAUCCACCCAUCUUGUGCUUUCAGAUGAAUAUCAGUACAGAUAAGUCUGAUGAGGAAAGGAUUUGGCCCGCACAUCCCUUAUCCUAAUUAGCAUGCAUCCGUCCCCUCAUCAACCCCAGUCCAGCCUUACAGCUGAAACACACACACACACUAUACACCAAUUUCACCCAUCCCUCCACAAUAUUUUAUUUUUACUCUUCCUGUUUUUCCUUUCCUUCCUUCGGUGCCAGUUCCUUCUCACCUGUAACUGUCAUCCCACCGUUCAUCCUGCGCUCCACCGGUUUCUCUCCUCCACUGUUUCCUCUCCUCCACCGGUUUCUCUCCUCCACUGUUACCUCUCCUCCACUGUUUCCUCUCCUCCACUGUUUCCUCUCCUCCACUGUUUCCUCUCCUCCACUGUUUCCUCUCCUCCACUGUUUCCUCUCCUCCACUGUUUCCUCUCCUCCACUGUUUCCUCUCCUCCACUGGUUUCUCUCCUCCACUGUUUCUCUCCUCUUGAGGCAAGAUUUAGGAGAUUAUUGGGAUUAGGCCUAGCCAAAAUACUACAGUAGAUUGUGGUGUAGACACUGGUUGCCAAGCCAGACAGCCACCUAGAACUCAGAUGUCUGACUCAGGGACCUCAGUAAACACACACACACACUCUUCUGAUGCCAGAUGUGCACACACAAACACACACACCGAGUAAACAUGUGCGCACAUACACUAACAAUGCUAAUGCUAGAAUACACGUACACACACACACACAUGGGAGAGUAGGCAGAGAGUUGUCAUCUGGAGUCUUCCAGCUCUAUGAACAGUCAGACACUCUAGAAGCGACAGACAAUCUCCCCUGUUGCUGUGUAGUGGUGGUGUGGUCCGGGGAUGAGGGAGACAGACAGACCGAGAGAGAGAGAGAGAGAGAAACAGACAGACAUACAGAGAGACAGACAGAUGUCCUCUGCAGUGUGUUCAGGGUCGUUCCACCUUAAAAAGCACCAGAAAGAGGAUUUCGACACCCACCAUCUCAGAUUGUUCUGAAAUAGUUUCUGUUGCUAGAAAGAAAUAAGAUUAGCAUUCCUGCAACAUUAUUUUGUUGAAAUAUAAAUAGAUCUCUAUAGUCCCGUGUAGCUCAGUUGGUAGAGCAUGGCGUUUGCAACGCCAGGGUUGUGGGUUCGAUUCCCACGGGGGGCCAGUAUUAAAAUGUAUGCACUCACAAAAAAAAAACUGUAAAUCGUUCUGGAUAAGAGCGUCUGCUAAAUGACUAAAAUGUCAAAUGUAAUCUCUGAGAAAUUAAGCGAAUUAAUUGCAGCCAAAUUGGCGAUUUGGACCCCCAAAAAUUCCAACAAUGAGUAAGACAUGAGGAAAUAGUGAAAAGCCACCUACGGACCCCCCAUGCCAACGAGUAUACAGUAUCAGUUCUCUAUGUUUGACAAGUAGUAUGGCGCUGCGGCUCUGAGUAUUGUUUCUGUAAUGCAUUCUCAGUGAAUUUGGGGAUGUUUUUUUUUCCCCCGUUCAGAAAAAUGUGUCAUUCAAGCUGUCAGGUUUAUGUUCCAUUCUACAUCCUGAUAUUACCAGGUUCGGAUCACUAGAUAGUGCUGUUCCUGCUCAAUGUUAAAAGGAUAGUUCACCCAAAUUACUAAAUGCAACCCAUGCUUCAAAUGGUUUUGUUUACCUUGCCACUGUUUCAAAUGCAAACGUUUUAGCAUUUGUGGCACAAAUCCAAUGAAAAUGCUAAUAUAGGUACCAUGGACUAGCAUUUGAAACAGUGACCAGGAAAACAAAACCAAAGCAUGGGUUGCUGACGUACCGUUUGUGAUUUGAGUGAACUAUCCCUUUAACAUUGGGAGGGAUACUUUAAAUAUCAGGAUGUAGGAUGGGACAUAAACCUAAACUUCAAUUACUAAUUUCUCUGAACAGGGAAAAAAUAUAUAAAAUUCACUGAGAAUGCGUCACGUGGGAUGAAGAAACAAUACUCGGAGAACACGGAGAACUGAUAUUGCAUACUCGUUGUUGGGAUUGCUGUGGGGAGUCCAUGGGUGGCUUUUGACCAAUUCUUUGGAAUCCUCAUGUCUUACUCAUUGUUUUUGUCCAAAUUGGAUGUUAUGUACUAUAUUUAUUGAAUAUUAUUUGAAUCCUAUCAUUUAAAAUGGUCAAUUUGGGUACAAUCCAUUAGCUUCAUUUCUCAGAGAUCAAAUUAUAUUUCAACAAAAUAAUGUUGCAGGAAUGCUAAUCUUAUCUGUUUCUAACUACAGAAACAAUUUCAGAACAAUCUGAGAUGCUGGGUGUCAUAGUUUGCUGAAAUGACAUGGAACGACCCUGCAGUAUAUUGGGUCUGAUCAGUACAGUAGCAGUGUGUGCCAACUGAGUGGUAGUCCGUGGUAGUCUGUUGCUGUGUGAUGCAGGCAGAGAGACCGGAGAGGAGGUCCCUGUCAUGUGUGAUGCAGCCGUAGGGGCUGCAGGAGCCAAAGACAGCUGCUCUUUUAUAGCCCAGAGAAGGACACCUCUAGGAUGAAAAGACUGCAGCACUCUCUCUCUUUCCCUCUCUCGUUUCUCUCUCCUCACACACUCGCUCUCUCUUUCCCUCUCUGGCAAAAGGCCAAAGCUGUCACUGAGCUUGUGUGUGUAUGUGACAGAAUGUGUGUGUGAGACGGCGUGAUAUGUGGGAAGAGCUGAGGAUCAAACUGGUGUGGAGGUUAAUGGUGUCUCCCAGUGAUGUCUGCUAGAAUCAAGAUGACUUUAUUAUCAGCCACAGCUUGUUUAUUAUCCCUUUAUGGUUUGUAGGAUGGAGAAAGAUGAUGACACUCAAUCAAUCCACUUUAUUUGUCCCAGGGGGAAAAUAGUUGUCCUAGUUAUUUUUAUUUGGGUGGAAAGAUGAUGGGAUAUUAUUAGUGUGAUGUGUGUUGCUGCUAAUGCUAUAUGCUGGGUGUCUGUUUAUUCAUUAGUGUGUGCGCAUAUAUAUUUGUUUGUUUUACAAUUGUGUGCUGUGUAGGCCUACUGUUUGCUGACUGUCUGUGAUAUCUCUCUCUCUCUUCCUCAUCUCCCUCCCCACUCUGCAUCCUCUCUCCCCACCUCACCUCCCUCUCGCACCACCCCCUUCCCCCCAACUCUCUCCUCCCUCCCCUCAGCCCUCAUUCUAGACCUGAUCCUGGUCGGCAUCGUGAAAGCUGUCGUCCGUCGGCGUCGCCCGUCCCAUAACCGCAUGGACAUGUUCGCCACCUUCUCCGUGGACCGCUUCUCCUUCCCCUCGGGGCACGCCACCCGCGCAGCCAUGUGUGCCCGCUUCUUGCUGGCCCACCUGGUCCUGGCCGCCCCCCUCAGGGUGCUGGUGUUCUUGUGGUCUGGUCUGGUGGGGCUGAGCCGGGUGCUACUGGGCAGACACAACGUGACCGAUGUACUGUUUGGCUUCCUAAUGGGCUACUGGCAGUACAACCUGGUGGAGAUGCUCUGGGUGUCAUCACUGGGCCUGCAGGGGCUGCUGGGACUCAUCCAGGGGUGAGGAGGAGGAGG
This is a messenger RNA of Coregonus sp. 'balchen', 4502 nucleotides long. The record is from the annotation of a GenBank genome assembly. NCBI's taxonomy places the organism in Eukaryota, Metazoa, Chordata, Actinopteri, Salmoniformes, Salmonidae.